AUGGCUCUGCUGGUGGCAGCAGUGCUGUUGGUGCUGGGUUUGGCCCUGGGGUCCGACUCGCUCUGCUCCCCCACCGCCUUCUACAAGGACUGCUGGAUCCGGCGCUUCCCAGGCCUCCUGGUGGACCUGCAGGAGUCACAGAGGAGGGGAGCCCAGGUGCUGAAGGUUUAUGCAGAAGUCUCACCCCAGCAGUGCAGCAGAACCUGCUGCCUUCUGAGGAAUGCUUCCUGCAAUCUAGCAGUGUUCUACCAUGGAGCCAUCCACGGGCACAUGAAUUGCCUGCACGUGUCCUGCCCAGCACUGGAAAGCUGCAUCCUGAAGGCUGGAAUGAAUGUCAUUUUGUACAACAUCACAACAGGGAUUGAUCCAGACCUCCUCGUUUUUGGAAAACCGACCUCCAAAGAGCCAAACAUUCACUCCCCACAGGGUGAGCACGAGAGGCAGAACAGCGCAGAGACCACCGAGGGGGAAAGGUGCCGACACCGCAAUGCCACGUCAGGGUCCCCUCUGCUCCAAGCUCCAGCCCCUACCACGAGCCGUGGCUCAGCAGCAAGCACUUACACCUCCAGCACAAGCCCCACGCUCCGAAAAAACCAAGUUACUGCUCAUCCCAGGGCAGAAACUUUUCCAGCAGGCGACCAGAGGACGAGCACAACUUCAGCGAGCCCCAGGCAAACCCCAGGCUCAGACAAGAAGGCUGAGGGCUCAGCUCCAACAGCCAGGGCUGCCGAUGGAGCAUCCCACAUGCCCACCCCUCCCCGCCUGAACAGCAGCAAGCAACACCUGAACGAAACCAAGGGCUACAGCGGCAGGAAUUCUACCCUGGAAAACGAGGCACCCGCCUGGGAAGCGUCGGCUUUGGGGGUCUGGUUGAUCCCUGCUGUUCUCUGCUCUUCUCUCCUCUGCCUCUGCUGCUGCACCGCUGCUCUCACCACGGGCCGCUGCAGCAACAGGAGAGGUCACUACAGGCCCCUAAGGAGGAGAACAAAAACGUCGAGACAAUCCGUAAAAUACGCUGCUGUCAGAAGCGGUUUGUAA
Messenger RNA from Myiozetetes cayanensis, 1038 nucleotides. RefSeq names its product MANSC domain containing 4 (gene MANSC4). The transcript has 3 exons. The coding region runs from base 1 to 1038 and encodes 345 amino acids. NCBI's taxonomy places the organism in Eukaryota, Metazoa, Chordata, Aves, Passeriformes, Tyrannidae. The record is from RefSeq and is a predicted model, not a curated record.